This is a messenger RNA of Ectocarpus siliculosus, 2373 nucleotides long. NCBI's taxonomy places the organism in Eukaryota, Phaeophyceae, Ectocarpales, Ectocarpaceae. The record is from the annotation of a GenBank genome assembly.
AUGCAAUGCAUGUCAGCCCAGUUGAUGGCAAUCAGGCUGUCCUGGUGGGAAGUUGCCUACACGGAAGAUAGCACGUUAUGCUGCUCAUGCUAUAGGUCGGAAGAACAGGCGGGUUAUCAAGAGCUAGUGAACGCCAUCAUCCGACCCCCGAGAGCGAGAUACGAAGUCGAGGCGCUCGGCCCGGUGGAGUUCGAGUUCCUGGGGAAGGCGUUCAAGCGCCUGGACUUCCGGCUCCUCAACGAUCGAGGGCACGUGCUUGAGUGCAGUCACUGGCAGCCCAACGGUUGGAGACGCGCGGAACGGUUGCCUUGCGUGGUGUACAUGCACGGCAACUCCUCGGCUAGGGUGGAGGCCCUGCCUCAGCUGUCCCUGGCCCUCUCGCUAGGGGCCACGCUGGUGUCGUUCGACUUCGCCGGCAGCGGGAGGAGCGGCGGGGAGCACGUUAGCCUUGGGUACUACGAGCGGGAUGACCUGAAGGCUGUCAUCGAGCACCUCCGGAAGUCUGGGCAGGUCUCGACCAUCGCCCUGUGGGGACGCUCGAUGGGCGCCGCCACCGCCCUCCUUCACGGCGACAGAGACCCUUCCAUCGCCGCCCUCGUCCUCGACAGCGCCUUCGCCGACCUGACACAGCUGGCGGAGGAGAUGGUCGAGAGAGGCAGGCAGGCGGGCUUGACGGUCCCGGGCAUUGUGGUGAAGAUGGUAAUGAGAAUGAUUCGGGGGACCGUAACGAAGACCGCCAACUUCAACGUGCGAGACCUGUGCCCGAUAAAGCACGCCAACCGGACCUUCAUCCCCGCGCUGUUUGUGGCUGGGCUUGCGGACGACUUCAUCAAGCCCCACCACAGCAAGCAGAUCUGCGAAGCGUACGCCGGGGACAAGAACUUCGUAACGGUCGACGGGGACCACAACUCCCCGAGGCCGGGCUUCCUCUUCGACUCGGUGUACAUAUUCCUCCAGAGAUAUCUGCAGGUGCCCCCGGAGUGGGGCCUGGACAGAGAAAACACCGUCAUGGGCGUCCCCCCCUGGCACUUCGCCUCCGGCGGCAGCGGCAUGAGCGCCGCCGCCGCGGCCGCCAUGUUCGGGGCGGCGGCGGCGGCGUCCGGCGAAGGCAGCGGCGACUUGGACUACGCCGACUACGACUGGGAUGGGAUCGGGCUGGGGGGUAUCGGGGUCGACGGAGCCCCCUCCGUUGGCAUGACGCGGGCGAGGCAAGCGGAGUUCCAGACGGCCUUGUUCCAUAUGCUCGCACAGGAGCGCACCGAUCAAGCUCCUGAAGAGACACCCGGUGGCGGCGGCGACGAGCGAAGGUCGCCAGCGGUAGCAGCGGCUGGGGCGGGGGCGGCGGAGACGGCAGCGGUGGAAGCAGCGGCGGCGGCGGAAGCGGCGGGGGCGGCGGCGGCGGGGGCGGCAGCGGGGGGUCGAGAUUCUUCGAUGACCGACUCGAGAAGUCAAUCCUCGAUUGCAUCACCCCGUGCCGUGCAUGCUUCUGGCGCGGUGGUUGUCAAAGGUGCCGGGGGGCAUGGUCAGGGUGAGAGCGGAGUUGACGUCGUCGAGAUGCGGGAAUGCGAGCUGUUGCCGCAAGGAACGUUUCGAGAGGAAGAGUCGUUGACCGAGGAGGAAGAGCAGGGGGCAGAAGCCGUCGCGGCGGUGGCGGCGGCGCUGAGAGUAGGGGGGACGCCGAACGCAGCGGCGGCAACAGGACAACAGUGGCCACGGCCGUUUGAGGCGGCGACGACGACGGCGGCGAUGGCCUCGACGACAACGGCGUCAGGCUUCGCCACGCCGAGCUCGGGGGCGCGGCCGGCGAUGGCGCCCUUCUCCGUCAGCGACACGUCCGACUUCGAAGACCUCGAGGAGGACGACGACGACGAAGGCGGCGUGGAGGGUCUCGCCGAGUUCAUGGCGGCGAAGAGCGCUGCGGCCGGGGGCCCCGUGGAUUCACCCGGGAACGGUUUCGCGACCCCGCUGUCUUCCGAUUCCAAAUGCGGCGGGGGGCGCGAAGACUUUUUUGACGCGGAAGGGUCCGGCGGGGCCCUUUCGGUGGGGAAGGGGACAGCCGAGCGCGUCUUGGACUGGAACGCUAACGGCGGUUUGUUGGAGAGAGGCGGGGAGGGGGGGCAUGGCGACCGGGAUGUCUUGUCUGGGGACAGGGCUGACUGGAAAAGGACCGCCGGGGUGGUUGGGUCUAUGUGCGGGGAAGGGGGCGCCGAUAACGAGGCUACCUCCGCGGAAGGCUUGAAGCGGGUGGUCGACGGCGGCGGCUUGGUGGCGAAAUAUACAGAUGUGGAGUGGAGCUGUUCGAAGUGUACACUCAAGAACAUCGCGGCCGCAAAAAUUUGCCUCGUGUGCGCAUCACCACGCGAGGACGAAUGA